Messenger RNA from Aspergillus niger, 1227 nucleotides. RefSeq lists its product as uncharacterized. Lineage: Eukaryota; Fungi; Ascomycota; Eurotiomycetes; Eurotiales; Aspergillaceae. The record is from RefSeq and is a predicted model, not a curated record. Gene Ontology annotation, biological process: ribosome disassembly; nuclear-transcribed mRNA catabolic process, no-go decay; nuclear-transcribed mRNA catabolic process, non-stop decay. The transcript has 3 exons. Gene Ontology annotation, cellular component: cytoplasm. The coding region runs from base 1 to 1227 and encodes 408 amino acids.
AUGCGUCUCGUCAAGAACAAGAUCGAGCACAAUGGAUCCGGAACGGUGACCUUGUGUCCUGAGGAGCCUGAGGACAUGGUGCGGUGGCACGCAUACAACCUCAUCCGACCGAACGAUCUCCUCCGCGCCAGCGCUAUUCGUCGUGUCACCACAACUCAAGAAACCGGUUCCACUACCUCAGCUCGAGUCCACUUGAUGCUCGAGAUCCGUGUCAAGAACCUCGACUUCGAUCCGCAGAGCUCGCAGCUGCAUGUUAGCGGGACUAUUGUGAACGAGACGGCACAUACGAAGAUCGGACAGCACCAUACACUUGAUCUGGAGCUGAAUCGGAAUUUCACAUUAGAAAAGGAAGUUGGCGCGGACGGCGAGGGCGUCGGAUGGGACAGUAUCGCGGUGCAGAUGUUGAAGGAUGCGGUGGAUGAAGGGGGACAACGGAGGGCGGAGGCGGUGGCCGUGGUGAUGCAGGAAGGGUUGGCGCAUAUUUGCUUUAUCGGACAGUUUCAGACUAUCCUAAAGCAGAAGAUUGAGAUGUCGGUGCCCAGGAAACGACAUGGUGGGGGUGAUCAUGAUAAGGGCAUGUCGAAAUUCUUCCAGGUUACACUCGAUACGCUGCUGCGCCAGCUUGAAUUCAACACCAGCUCGGCUUCACUCACCAGCAGCGAGACCGUUCGGCCGGUUCUCCUUGCAUCGCCAGGCUUCGUGGCCUCCGGCUUCCAAAAGUACAUCCAGUCGCAGGCAUCCACUUCGACGCCGGCGCUUAAACGCCUCCUACCCAGUAUUGUGGUUGUACACUCUGCUUCCGGUUAUCUGCACUCGUUAGCGGAAGUCCUGCAGUCCCCAGCUGUGAAAACCAUUCUUGCCGACACCAAGUACGCGCGCGAGACAAAGCUCAUGGACGACUUCCUCGACCAGCUCCGCAAAGAAACCAACAAAGCGACGUAUGGUCCGCGCGAGGUUGAAUUCGCUGUCGACCAGGGUGCCGUUGGCCGCGGUGGUGGCGUGCUGAUCAUCUCCAAUCGGCUGUUCAGGUCACAGGACGUGGCGGAGCGCAAACGCUGGGUAUCGCUGGUAGAUCGGGUACGGGAUGUCGAGGGUGGAGAGGUGCGAGUGCUCAGCUCCGACCAUGAGAGUGGAAGGCGACUUGAUGGGCUAGGAGGGGUGGCAGCCCUGUUGACGUUUCCUAUAUUGGAUGAGGAUAUAGAAGGGGAGGGGGAGGUCGAGCAAUAG